UUUUAAUACACCUUUUAAUACAUACCUAUACCUAACUCACUUCCCGCCCUGAAUAACCUCCCGCUUCCUGCCCCAAUCCCCUGCGAAUCAUUCCUCCCACACUGCCAUGGUAUUCGUCAAAUGUUUACCUCAUGUCCAGUCCGUCUCGUAAGCUCGAAAAUGCCGCAACUGCCGCACCGGUGAGCUCUCAAGGUGUGGCAACUGGUAGUUGGAGUUCCAGUUCCAGUCCCAGUCUCAGUGCAGUCGCUGCCACUUGGACAGCGACUGACAGCCCAUCCUUCUCUUCCCCGACUGUGACUGGUUCGUCUUCUAUAUCUGACAAUGCACCACUAGCUGCAAGUCUCUUGUCUGCGGUAUCGCCUGCGGUAUCGCCUGCUGUAUCACUCACCCCUGGUCCCCAUCUGCCAUUCACAUUCACCCCUUCACCAUCCCUCGCUGCUGGCCAUGUCGACCAAAAUAAUAAUAAGAAAUCUCGGCCACCCACCGCACCCCAGAGAUCUAAUGGCCCAUCUUUACUCUCUCAGGCUCUCGCUUCUGCUCGUGGAAUCCCACCCACCUCCGUAUCCAACUCCGCAUCUCAGGCAGAUGAACGAUAUCCCGAGCAGAAGCCUGUGCAGCUCAAUGGACCGAGCCAGCCUGUCCAAUCCAAAAAUGUACCCGAAGCGCGCACUAGACACGCGGUGAUUGACCCGCAGAAUGACUUUCUUCAGUCGACUGAACACGGCUCUUUAACGUCAACUGGCCAGCUACGACCAUCUGAGGCGACGAGAACGAUAUCGGCUCCAUUCUUAACUUCGACGACAUAUCCAACCCCAGACAGUACAACAUCUUUGCCCAUCGCAAUGCCUGGUGCCGUAGGCGUAAGCACGGCGCUGGCAGAUGGCCGGGACUUUGACUUCGGAAUGGGGGGCAGAGGGCGAUCACUGGAACGCACGGAGCAAGAGAUUCGUUUGCGUCUGCUAGACUAUCCUAAAACACAGUCUGAUAAUGUUGGAGAUACAAUGCUUCCACACCCAGCUAGCGUUUCUGACAUUGCGCCGUCUACUGAUGAUCAAUCCGAACCUGUUUCCGAUUCCCGGGCCCAAUAUCGAGCGUGGAGAGUCGAGCGUACCGUCUCAAUGGGCCCAGAGAAGGCUUGGUCCAUCGGCACAAACGACAUAAUUGGACACCAGGACGGGCAGGUCGAGAAGUCUAUCACAGAGGUUUUAGCUGGUGUUGAGCCUACUCGUAGUCGAAAAGCAAGUCACAGUCUGCGCUUUUUUAAGGAAGGCCUCCCAGAAGAAAAAGGCAGACGGAGGGAGUCAAAAUCCGUGGGUCACCAACGAGAAAAGGCUUUACUUGCCAAGGGUCUACAACCGGACAUCCGCGAAGAAAAGUAUGACGAGAACAAUGUUUUCGAGACGCCAACUUCAUCGCCCCAGCCUAUUGAAGGUGAACAGUCUCCGCCUCGCGUGUUGCACGUGCAGUCACCUACGUGGGGUGCUCCAACCUCCGAAUCAGUUUCUAGCGAAGCUACCGAACUCGAUUAUUUUGGCCUGCAAACCCCUCAGAAGCUUGCCACAGAACCUUUCAAAAAAUCGUCUUCCCAAGAAAAAUUUGCUUCAAGGACGGGUGUUUAUGGUGCACCUAACGGCUCCACUGCUGUAUCUGGUGAGGACGCUGCGCAGGUUAGCAGAAAGUCAAGUGACAUAGCGGAAAUCGGGGGAGCUGUUGAAGAAGGCGACGAGUCAUCCGAAGAAAAGAUAUCAUCUGCUGUAUUUUUACCGCAUCAGGGCUUGAAUCAAUCCCCAGAAAAUGGCAACGCUCUUCCUGAAGAUUUGAAAGUUACACCACCUGCUUCUCGCAAACCCCAUAGUGAGGGUUUUCAUCCUUGGCUGGUGAAAGCGGACGAGCCUGAAGCUGAGGAUGAGGCAAAGCCUGAUGGACUGGAUGGUGGUAAUGUUAACCGUAAUCGUGAAGCAGCCUCACAUAUUGAAGAGUUCCCACGAAUAGAUGAUGAAUGUGCUAUCGAGGAUGAAGCCGAGCUUCCCCCAAAAUCUGGUGGGUUAUCUGUUGAAUCGUCUCGGCCAGUUUCUCAGUAUUAUGAAGACAUGGCCCAUGAACACCAGCCUGCACCAGAGUUACCGUUGGAGGCAAUUGAACUCAUACCUUAUAAGCAUCAAGUUGGUGGCCACACAACUAUUUGGAGAUUUUCGAAGAGAGCUGUUUGCAAGCAAUUAAACAACCGAGAAAAUGAGUUCUAUGAAAAAAUCGAAAGAUACCACCGUGACCUCCUACCUUUCUUACCUAGGUACAUUGGUGUUCUGAAUGUGACGUUCCAGAAGCAGCCGCGCCGAAAGUCAACGAUUAAAAAAGAGGACAGUCAUAUUUUAGAAAGGAAGAUAGGUGAUCAGGAUAGUCAACCGAAUGGUAACAACGAGCCAGCAAGCCUAAGUACCCGGAAGGGACUAGAUGCCCCGGAGAGAGAGGAGCAGCGAUAUCACCGCAGGAUAGUCAGCCAAUCCCUUCAAUCAUCGCAGACACCGAUCCCUACAGUUACUUUUGUCGACAACCGGCAUAUUCUUCCCCGAAGUUUGCUACGGCCUGCAGUAACGUCUAGCGACUAUAUCCGUCCGGCAAGUGCAUCUGCAGCCUUGGGGCAGCAGUAUUUUCGUGAUCUCCACAGUCAGAUGUCGGACCACGAUGCGGUAUCAGCUGCUCGGCCAAGCCUUGAAGAUCGGCAUACUAAUAGUUGGGGUGCCACAACUGUUAACAAGAGAUUACGAAAUGAAGUUUUUAAUGACGCCUUCUUGAAGCAGCCUAUUGCGGUGCACAAGCAUCGAAGGCCGGCAUCUCAUCAACGAUCGAUACCUCGUCUCUCAGUACAACGACUGGACCGACCGACAAGCUCUGGGAACCCUUUGCCCUGUCGAGAAGACUUUUAUGAUGAUUCUCGGCGUAGUGACAACUUGAACUCUACAAACCCUCCGAUACUAAAUAUACACAGCCAUAGUGAUUUAGGCGCAGAGCCAGGUUGUUUAAGAGCGGAGAGUAUGGACCAUUUGAAGGACGUUACCGGGACUAGCGCACCUGAGCUCGAGACUUUGUCAGAUAAGUUUGAGCAGCAAAGGCGGAAGCGGCGUAAUUCGGGAAGUAAGCUUCGGCGAAGGCCUGAAGAUGUCAUGGAGUCGCGUGGUAGCCUUAAAUAUUUCGAGGACCUAGACGAGGUUGAAUAUAUAAGAGAUAAUGAGACUCAUCCGGGUUUGCGCACACUUCCCCACCCAAGAAAUGAACUCAAACAGGGGGCCGAACUGGUUGAAAAUGGGACUGCGGAUAGCUCCACAUUCCCAUCCAACCUCUCAUCAGAGUUUCCUUCCGAACUUCCUAGCCCGACGAUGGAGCUUAAGAGAAUCCCGCGGCCUGUCAACCCCAAAGAAGCCCAGACGCAGCACGACUCGCGAGUCGAAUAUUUUCUCCUUUUGGAGGACCUCACGGCCGGUAUGAAACGACCUUGCAUCAUGGAUUUGAAGAUGGGUACUCGGCAGUACGGCGUGGAGGCUAACCCAAAGAAACGGGAUUCGCAACGGCGCAAAUGUGCAGCAACUACGUCAAGGGAGUUAGGUGUGAGAGUUUGCGGAUUGCAGGCUUGGGACGCCAAGUCUCAGACUUAUGCGUUCAAAGACAAAUAUUACGGACGAGACCUCAAAGCUGGGACAGAAUUUCAAGAUGCUCUUACCAUGUUCCUUUAUGACGGCGUGGAUUAUAGUAGCGUCUUGAGACACAUUCCAACUAUCCUACAAAAAUUAAACCAACUUGAAAUGACUAUUCGUAGGCUGCGCGGCUAUCGGUUCUAUGCGGCUAGCCUACUCAUGUUUUACGACGCAGACACAUCCAACGAUGGGUACGACACGGCGGCGGACGACUCCACUACUGACUUCCCAACAGACGCGGAGGACGCUUGGGACCCUAGAAAACGGCAGAAGAACAAGAAAGAGAUCGAUUUCAAGAUGGCGGACUUCGCCAAUAGCGUCACAGCAGGGGACUUGGCCGAAAAUAAACCAUGUCCGCCAAGGCACCCGAAUGAGCCGGAUCGCGGGUUUCUUCGCGGGUUGGCGACGCUAAAGAAGUAUUUUCUUAAGAUACAGAAGGAUGUGCGCAGCGAAUUGGGGCUAGGAAUUUCUCGUAGACAUGAUGAAGAUGGGAACCAAGAUGAGAAGGACGAGUACGAAGAGGGCUCUGUGAGUGAGUGAGUGAGUGUAAAGGGAAGGGAGGGGAAGGGAGACAAAUGUUGCACAUUAAGGACUACCUAUUCUACGUGGUAGUCUACUGGAGAUUGGAACAAGCAUACGGCACUACCUUCGAUUCUCUGUUUAUAAUUUCUGGACGGUUGCAAAAAAUCAGAAGGGCGCAUCGGUAUGUCAGGUCUUUUGGUUGGGCGAGGUGUACACCUGGUCGUCAUGGUUUUCUUUUUCUCUCUUUUUCCUUUCACUACCAAUACCCGCAUUUUUGGGGCGUCUCGAGAUUGUUCGGCGCUACGGGGAUGGGCACGAAGGGAUCUUUUCUCUUUUCUUUUCUUCUUUUUCUUCAACAGUCAGGAGAGGGGAAAAGAAAGAAUAUGGUGAAGGGGUGAGGGGAUGAUUAUGAAGCAAUAGCUGAAGGGAGAAGAGAAGAGAAGAGAAGAUGUGUAGCAGUCUGGGAGGAAUUGAUAUUAGAAUGAGAUGAAGCUAGCUAUGCUAUAAUGACUUGAUAUGUUUUUAUUUUCUUAUUCUUAUUUUUUUUUUUUUUUUCGUUGUCUUUACAACUAUCAAGUAGUAUGUAGUAGUAUACCUAGUAGUAAUAUGUGAUUUGAAGAUGAAG
Molecule: messenger RNA, 4836 nt
Organism: Hypoxylon fragiforme
Lineage: Eukaryota; Fungi; Ascomycota; Sordariomycetes; Xylariales; Hypoxylaceae
Product: SAICAR synthase-like protein
Exons: 2
Coding region: 132-4229 (1365 amino acids)
Biological process (GO): inositol phosphate biosynthetic process; phosphatidylinositol phosphate biosynthetic process
Cellular component (GO): cytoplasm; nucleus
Molecular function (GO): inositol hexakisphosphate kinase activity
Source: RefSeq, a predicted model, not a curated record